CCUCCCCUCCAUGAUUGGCAGCGCGGCGCGUCCCCCCGUCCCCCCCGCCUCCCCCGCUCGGCUGGUGCUGCCCCUCGGCCGCCGUGGAACACGCAUCCGCGCCGCCCGGCCAGUCCUUUCCGCGCUGCUCUCCUCUUGCCUCUGCCGCUCUCAUUUGUUUUAAUUUUCUUUUCGCCCUCCUCCCCUCCCAUCUUUUGGGCGCUUCCCCUCUCGCCCGCCCGCCCGGCGGGCUGCCUCCGCGGGCGCGCAGCGCGGGGCCAUGCCGCCGGGGCCGCCGCUGCUUCGGGGCUCCCUCCUCCUCUUUCUCCUGCACUUCCUCGGCCCCCCGGCCCGUGGUGCCGUCUAUAGCAACCAUUUCUUGGUGGAGCUGCACGACGGGGGCCAGGCGGAGGCCGAGCGGGUAGCGGCGGAGCACGGCUUCGGUGGGGUGCGGAAGCUCCAUUUUUUAGAAUCUGGAUACUUUUUUUAUCACAAUGGUCUUGCUAAAGCCAGGAGAAGACGCAGCCUUCAACACAAGCUUCGUCUGGAAAAGGACUCCAGGGUGAGGAAAGCUGUGCAACAGGAGGGCUUCAUCCGAAGGAAACGAGGAUAUAGAGACAUCAAUGACAUUGACAUCAACAUGAAUGAUCCUUUAUUUACAAAGCAGUGGUACCUGAUUAACACUGGUCAAGCAGAUGGGACUCCUGGACUUGACCUUAAUGUAGCUGAAGCAUGGGAGCUGGGAUACACAGGGAAGGGAGUAACCAUAGGAAUUAUGGAUGAUGGAAUUGAUUAUCUGCAUCCAGAUCUUGCAUCAAACUACAAUGCCAAAGCCAGCUACGACUUCAGCAGCAAUGAUCCUUACCCCUAUCCCCGCUAUACAGAUGACUGGUUUAACAGCCACGGGACAAGGUGUGCAGGAGAGGUAUCUGCUGCUGCCAACAACAACAUCUGCGGCGUGGGAGUUGCGUACAACUCCAAAGUGGCAGGUAUUCGAAUGCUCGACCAGCCAUUUAUGACAGACAUUAUUGAGGCUUCCUCCAUCAGUCAUAUGCCUCAAGUCAUAGAUAUAUAUAGUGCCAGCUGGGGACCAACUGAUAAUGGGAAGACUGUGGAUGGACCUAGAGAGUUAACGCUGCAAGCAAUGGCAGAUGGUGUGAAUAAGGGCCGGGGUGGAAAAGGCAGCAUCUAUGUCUGGGCCUCUGGAGAUGGAGGCAGCUACGAUGACUGUAACUGCGAUGGCUAUGCAUCGAGCAUGUGGACAAUCUCCAUCAAUUCUGCCAUAAAUGAUGGAAGGACAGCUCUGUAUGAUGAAAGCUGCUCUUCAACCUUAGCCUCCACCUUUAGUAAUGGGAGGAAGAGAAAUCCAGAGGCUGGUGUGGCUACAACAGAUUUGUAUGGCAACUGUACCCUGCGUCAUUCAGGCACAUCUGCAGCUGCCCCUGAAGCAGCCGGAGUGUUCGCCCUGGCCCUGGAGGCUAAUUUGCAUCUGACAUGGAGAGACAUGCAGCAUCUGACAGUGCUCACCUCCAAGAGGAACCAGCUUCAUGAUGAGGUUCACAGGUGGCGUAGGAAUGGCGUUGGGCUGGAGUUCAACCAUUUGUUUGGCUAUGGUGUCCUAGAUGCAGGAGCCAUGGUUAAGAUGGCAAAAGACUGGAAGACUGUUCCUGAGAGAUUCCAUUGUGUUGGAGGGUCAAUACAGGAACCUGAAAAGAUACCACCAAGUGGCAAACUGUUACUCACACUGACAACUGAUGCGUGUGAGGGGAAGGAGAACUUUGUCCGGUACCUUGAACACGUGCAGGCGGUUAUAACUGUGAAUUCCACUCGGCGAGGAGACCUCAACAUCAACAUGACCUCACCAAUGGGAACAAAGUCCAUUUUGCUGAGCCGGCGCCCCAGGGAUGAUGACUCCAAGGUGGGUUUUGACAAAUGGCCUUUCAUGACGACUCACACUUGGGGAGAAGACCCCCGAGGCACCUGGGCUCUGGAGAUUGGGUUUGUUGGCAGCCAGUCCCAGCGGGGUGUGCUGAAGGAGUGGACACUGAUGCUGCAUGGGACUCAGAGUGCACCAUACAUAGACCAAAUUGUAAAAGAUUAUCAGUCCAAGCUGGCCAUGUCCAAGAAGGAAGAGCUGGAAGAAGAGUUAGAUGAAGCAGUGGAGAGAAGCCUGAAGAGUAUACUGAGCAAGAAGUAGUGCUGUGUUGCAUGACAGUGUCUUUCCUUCCCCAGACCCCUCUACUCACCGUUCUACUAU
Messenger RNA from Motacilla alba alba, 2236 nucleotides. It is a transcript of the gene PCSK2, whose product is annotated as proprotein convertase subtilisin/kexin type 2. Gene Ontology annotation, biological process: protein processing. The record is from RefSeq and is a predicted model, not a curated record. The transcript is spliced from 12 exons. Gene Ontology annotation, molecular function: serine-type endopeptidase activity. NCBI's taxonomy places the organism in Eukaryota, Metazoa, Chordata, Aves, Passeriformes, Motacillidae. Bases 260 to 2176 code for a protein of 638 amino acids. Gene Ontology annotation, cellular component: trans-Golgi network; Golgi membrane.